CAAUAGACUGCUAAUUGUAAAGUAAGUCCUAAGGAUUCCACGCAAAGUAUAUCUUAAAGGUGAUGAAAACGAACUAUAUGGACAAUCUGACUUUCGUGGAUUUUACGCUGUCAGCAAUGAAUCUUUCUUACUCUUAUACUGCUAACAUUAAUCGCUUCAGUUGCAGUUCCCCUCGGAUCAAUUCGUGAGUUGCCUGCAGAAUCGUGCAAGGAGAUCAAGGCGAGUGAAGGAGGAAAGGCGGUCAGCGGUAAUAAUUAUUGGAUGGGUUCAACCAGAUCUGGUAACUCUAUUUUAGCUGUUGGGACAUGAAGACUGAAGGUUUGUACAAGACAUGGUUCGUAGCAUUUUGUUGCCGUGCCAAUGAGAGGACUUUUCUUAUUAUAUUUUCUUUCUCCCUAGUUGCAGACUAUUGUUUCAAGCACCAGUGCGAAAACGAUGCAAAGUGUGUGAACCGUGAAACGAAGUAUAUGUGUGCGUUUAACUCAUCUGCCUGGACAGGAAAAUAUUGUGAAAAAAAUUCGCCUUUUGUUAAAAUCAUCUCCCAUUUUUAGGAGCAUGUUAAACAAAGAAGAUGAGGGAUGCUUAAGAUAUGCUUAUCCACAGAUGUCAACGAAAGUGUGGAAGGUCUACAUGGUUGUGAUCGCAACGCCAUUUGUGAUAACACUGUGGGUUCCUACAACUGCACAUGCAGACCAGGACUAAUUGGAGACGGAAGAAACAGCUGCAUAAGUACAAGUAAGGAUAUAAACCACUUUGUGUGGAGAAGUUGUUAGAGGGAUAAGCUAGAAAUUACUGCUUACGAUUGUACAUUUUGACUACUACACUAGUGGUGGAAUUUCUUUUUUAAUUGUUCCACAAAUCGCGCAAGAAUUAUGCACUUUCGAACAACAAUCAUCAUUUUAUCGCUCGUGACUAAUAUUGUCACACAUACUUACCUAAAACCAGUCAGGAUGCGUUUCGUUUGUGGUCAAGGAAUUCUAGAAUUAAAAGAAACUUAAGGAAAAACAACAAGUGGGAAAUGGCGACUGCCUUCCCUUAUCAUGUACAUGUAUAGUCCGAAAGAAUAUUUUCUCUACAAACGAAGAGCAGCAUCUUAAAAAUUAUUACAAAAUAGUUUUUCAUUGGCUCUGUUCAAUCAGUUAACUCACAUUGGUAGGAAGAUUAUGCCUUUCAUUUAGGAAAAAACCGCAUUUCCUUCUUUAGGUUACUCUUGUGAGGAAAUUCGGAACGCAAGUUCCCAUCUUAAAGACGGGAUCGCUCUUAAGAAUAACGGAAGUCUUUUAAAGGCCUACUGUGAUAUGACAACCGAAGGAGGUAAGGAAUUGAUGUUAAGAAAAACUGAUAACGCUAACGGUGUUUUUUUACUUCUGCACAAACUGUCCUUCUAUAAUAAAUGGAGUGCAAUAUUAUUUUGCUCAAUCAAGAAUUUCAUUUUAUUUAAUUUCAUUUCUUUUUUCCAGGAGGUUGGCUUCUGGUCUCCAACGUUGUCGUCGGCAACCUAUCCUCGCUACGGUAUUCAUACCGUGAAAUAAGCAAUUGUCCCAACAAGUCGUUGUUACUCACGGUAGAUGCCAUGAAGGAACUGAGGACACACUCGUCUUUCACUCAGUUGAGAUUCCACUGCAGCAAAAACAAGGGACGUACUUUCCAUUUGACCACGGCUGCUAACAGCAGUGGUGAAGCAGUAGUACAAUACUUCAGUGGUCAGACAGAUGCCAAUCCGAAAGCAUGUGGCUCGUUUGUGAGGAUGAAGGAUGACAACUCGAAGUUAGCUGCUGAUUAUAAUUAGUGGGGUAAUAAAGAGUGGGGAUACUUUCGUAGUGGAAAAAGCAGAUAUCGAAUCGUUGCUUUUGUCCCUUGGAAAUAUAUGUGAAAUUUGUAUGGGAGCUCAAGAUGGGAAUGUGACGACUACAGCUUCAGUGAUGCAGAAUAUUUUGGAUUAUCCGCGAGUGACUUCUAGAGGGUUUUUUGUUCGUUAAGGCCAAAUACAACUAGUAACU
Pocillopora meandrina is the source of this 2000-nucleotide messenger RNA. NCBI's taxonomy places the organism in Eukaryota, Metazoa, Cnidaria, Anthozoa, Scleractinia, Pocilloporidae. The record is from the annotation of a GenBank genome assembly.